This is a messenger RNA of Leptosia nina, 8559 nucleotides long. NCBI's taxonomy places the organism in Eukaryota, Metazoa, Arthropoda, Insecta, Lepidoptera, Pieridae. The record is from the annotation of a GenBank genome assembly.
AUGGAGUCAUGUUCUCGCCUGACUGCAGCAGAGGGUGGAUCGAGGCUUGCCGCAACGGUUGGGGCCAAGAAUUUGAUGAUAACGGAACACACUAACUUCAUACCAACCAGUCUUCUUGUGGAGUGUGCUUUCGCUAUUCGAGGGCCCCUAUCGUCGUGUUAUCAACGAACAAUAUACGUAACGCGUCAAUCGCGAAUCGCUUGCGUCGCACACGAGCUGAAAAUUCUUACGGACUUGAAGGUGGUAGCUGUGUUGAGUUCUAAUGAUGUACAGGAUUGGUCACAAGAGUUGGAGGAAAACCAGGUCAUUGUUUGCACGUCUGCAGUUCUAAGUGGUAUACUGAAAGAAGGCUACCUAACCAUGACUCAAGUGAACGUUUUAGUAGUUGACAGCUGCCAUUUGAUAUUCCUCGAUGAACAUUUACAAUAUAUAAUGAAAUUGUACAAAGACUGCGAAGAAUUGAACAGACCCAGGAUCUUAGCUAUGACUUACCCCCUAUUUCAAUCAACGAAAGACAGCGAAUGGAACAAUACACCUAUAAACUGUGAUGAUGAAAUUGACAAAACUCCCAUUAAUGUUACAGUUGAGAAAAAUAAUGAUAGUACCAAACUAAAUGAUAAUUUAGUUCAUGCGACAGAAUGCGCUUUGGAAGAUAAUGAAGAUUCCAAUAAAGAAAAUUAUGAUCUUGGGUUUGAUGAUGUCAAUAAUUCAAAAGCAGAAAUUUUAGGUGAUACCGAAGCGGACGAAUCUACCAAAGAUAAGGAUAGUGAGAAAACAAUGUGUGUUAUUGAGCACACUAAUACAGAUUAUGAAGCGACAAUUAACGAUAGCGUAAAAAGUGCGAAAGAUAUGAGUCUUUAUAAGAACCUCGAUGAUUUUGAUAUGUAUGAGAAGCUGGAGUGGAAGAUUGAAGAGUUGGAAAGGCAGCUGUGCUGUGAGAUGGACUUGGCGGAAGAUAUCGACGGCGGCAAAAGGCUGUCACCGUCAAUAACGAAGCCGAAAGAAGUGAUAGUGGAAUUUGCCCACCAAGUCGAAGGUGUUACCGAAUCAUACAAGGAGCUGGAGUCCUUCAUGAGGACCACUAUUAUUGAUGCCAUGGAGUUUAUUAAUGAACAUAGGUAUGACCCUACGGAAAUAUACGGUGAAGAGUUGUACGAAGAAUUUAUGAAUAUACCUGACCCCACAUUGGAGCCUAAAGAGAUGCUUUACCAGUUUUUAUACGUUUUGGAUGAGCUUGGUCCUUAUGCUGCAGAUAAAGCGGCGUUUUCCCUUCUAACAAAACUGGAGAAGCUAAAAAUAAAAGUGCCAUAUGAAAGACAUUUUCUUCUGCUUUGCCUAUGCACCUCGGUUUUCGUCAAAAUAAGAUGCUACGCUGACCUAGUAUUCGAAAAAUGCGAAACAGAUUGGAAAAAGUUAUCCUCAUUCUCAACUCCAAAAGUCCUGCGAUUUGCGUCAAUUUUAGAACAAUUUCAACCAGAAAAUAAAGAUAACUUAGAAAUUGUUGAACAAAGUAUUAAAUGUGUGAGUGAAGAGCAUAAUGAUGAUAAAGAUGCUAUUAAUACUAAGACGUGUGAUCCACAAAUUACUCAAAAUAAUGAUAAUACAAUGAUUGAUAAAAACUUUCCUGAAAAAAGACUAAAGAGAUCAAGAACAACAGAAUUGUUAGACGAAAUUAAUAAAUGUGAUUUUAAUGCACUAGGGAAUAAGAUUGAAGACAAUGUUAAUAUAAUAGAGUCCAAUUUGAAGGAGUUUGACGAAUCUAAUCACACUUCUGAAAUUCGCCUUGAGAGAAAUAUGGAAAGUGCUGCCAAAAAUAUUUCUGAAGAAUGCGAAAUAAAUACUGGUUAUAUUGUAAAUAUAACAGUUGAUAAAGAUGAUACAAUCACAGUCCAUAACAUAAGUGAUAAUUGUAAGUCAAAUGAUAGAAUUACUAACACUGUAAAUGAAACUGUUGAAGAAAAUAAAAUUGAUGUUAAGACAGAUCAACCAGUACUCAUUUAUAAUGAUAAUUCUACAUGUAAUAAUGUCAUAACGACUACUGAAGUGAAUCCCAAUGACAGGGAGGUAAGAAAUAUUAUAGAAUCUUUUGAACUUAUACGAAAUAGUGAUGUAAUCGUAAAUGAAAGUAACAGUGAUACAAGUAAAGACAGUGAAAUAGUCCUCCAAAAGGAUAAUGAAGUUAGGAAUAGUAAUAAUAUAGUGACAGAUUUGAUAAACAGUGACUUACUAGAUAAUGAGGCAGUUUCGAAAAAUAAUUGUACUAGUGUUGAAAACGACUGCGAGAAAAAAGCUUGUGUUCAAGGAUCCAGUGGCUUAACACAUAUAGGUGAAAAAAAUAACAGCGAAUUAAUUGUAGAAGAAGUGAAAAAAGACAGUUUAGAACCAGUUUUAGACGAGAGUGUAAUAGAGGUGAAAAAUAACAGUGAUAUAACGGAAGUGAAAAGUAGCGAUGCAGAGCAAAGAGUGUACAAACGUGGCAGAGGCAGAGGAAGAGGAAGAAAGCACAAUGUCAAAACACAACCUCAAACGAAUGAUUCCCUCUGUGGAAUUGUUUUUAUGAAGGAACCCCUGAUGGCCAAGAUCAUGUUUAUGAUGAUUGUGGACAUGUCUCGCUCGCGCCCGUCUCUCUCUCAUCUUUGUGCACAGUACUGCGCCGUGGAAAGUGUUGAGGAACCAAAAGAGAGUCAGCGCCAAGGCAGGAAGCAAGAGGACGUGCUCAAGAAGUUUCGUAUGCAUGAAUGUAAUUUGCUGCUGGCAACAUCGGCGCUAGAAGAGGGUAUAGAUCUACCUAGGUGCAACCUCGUUGUGAGAUGGGACGUGCCUCAGUCAUAUCGUUCAUAUGGCCUCUGCAGAAGUAGGGCUAGGGCUUCCAAGUCUUCCGUAGCGUUAUUAGCGAACGCCGAGAAGCACAGCUGUCUCCUGAUACACAAUUUGGCCAUUUAUAAGGAGCUUGAUCAGAUAGUAACAAGAAAAUGUGGUUGUGGUAUACAAAAUGAACCUCCACAAGAGGAAGAGUUUGCAGCUGAUGUCUACACACCCUGUAUUAAAGCGUAUAGUCCAAUAAACACAUGUGAAUCCAUAAACAAACGUAUACUUGACAAAAUACGCGAUGUUAACGAAUCUGUUUGUGGUAUAAGAGAUAAGAGUAGUGAAAUACAUAAUGUUAAUUUAGAGGAAUUUAAUAAAAACCAAAAUGGAGACAUAUUAUAUAAUAAUGUAGUAACAGCUGAAGGUACAUCUGUUGAAGAAUUAAGGGAGGUAAAUAUUAUUGACGAAAGACAAACAAAUGAAUAUAAUCAAUUGAAUAGGGAAUUGCUUGAUAAUAUAGUAGAAAAUACAGAAGAGCUUAGUAGUGUAAGUAAGGAAAUGGUCCACACGGUAAAUGAUUUGGGAAAUAAUCACAAACAAGAUUCAACAAAACAUGUUAAAGAAUUAAAAACUGUCGAAGAUAGUAAAAUACCAAACGAUGAAAAAAAUCAGUUUCAAGCUGUCGAAAAUGAAAACGUAAAUGAAAUUGAAGAUGUCAAAAACAGCGAAAUAAUUGAAUUUAAAAGUGACGAAGAAAUUGGAUUACCUAAUUCGAGUAAGAAGUAUAAAGAUAUGCAUGGUGCUCAAAAUGUUAAAGAUAAUAAAAGUGAGUGUAGAACUAUAAGUGACAGCAAGAACUAUAGUUUAGAUUUCAGAGAACUAAGUGAUUCAAAAGUGAGUGACAUAGUGGGGAAAGGGGAAAAAGUGAGCGAGAGAGAAAUGAAAGUCGAGUACGACGUAAAAAAGUGUGAAGAAAGUUUUGCGAGUGUCGACUUGAAUAGCGCAAUCGCGUUGAUAAAUAGGUAUUGCGGAAAACUACCCUCUGAUACAUUCACGCGUCUAGCGCCGCAAUGGUGGAUCGAGGAAGUGCAACUACCCGCCAAUGGCGAAUUGAAACCGGCAUACAUUUGCACGCUUCGUAUGCCAUUGAAUUGUCCCGUCAAAUAUAAUAUAGUGGGUCACCCGAUGCCCACUCGUGUGCUGGCGCGGCGGAUGGUUGCGUUGCAGGCCUGCAGAAUAUUGCAUAAGUCGGGAGAACUAGAUGACCAGCUGAUGCCUAUAGGUAAGGAGAACUUCAAAGCUGCCGACAUGGACGCCAACCUCCACCCAGAGGUCACAGACGUCAACGAUUCGGCGAGACCUGGUACCACAAAGCGGCGCCAAUAUUAUUAUAAACGCACAGCGUGGACCUUCACCGAUUGUCAGCCCAUUAUCGACACCAGUGACGAUGAGAUCGAAGCGAACCCUACACCUAAGUGUAAACCCAACUAUCCUUCUGGUACCAAACGGAAUAUGCUCUACGCGAUAAUGUCGAACCUAUGGUGCGCGUUGCCCGAGCGGUACAACACGAGGGGGAGGAAACUGCACUUGCCCCAGCACGCCACUCAGGCCAUUGGGAUCCUGGUCGCCAGAUGCGAGCCUACCAAAUUGCAGAUACCUGCGUUCCCAGUGUAUACGAGGUCAGGGGAGGUGCGGGUCAGUGUGGAGCCGGCUUUAAGCGCGGAUGUGCGCCUGUCACCGCGACGUGCGAAACUAAUACGACGUUUCAUGCGUUUCGUCUUUUCGGAUGUGCUGCGCGUGCGCCGACGCGGUAUGAAGCUACAAACAGAAGGAUCUACCCAGAACAACUACUAUGUAGUGCCGACUGUUAAAAAAACGACACCAGAAGGUAGCACAAUAGUUGAUAUAGACUGGGCGUUCCUCGAACUCAUCUACUCAUAUACAGAAGAGAAGAAGAUACAAGAACAAGAGAACCCGGCGAUGUGGCAGAAGAAGGACAGCGAGCAGAAGUUGGACAAUCCCCUGCUGAGGCCAGGGGAGGUGUUUGUCUUCGACCCGGAGAAGUACAGCGAGGCUGUGGUCACCCCGUGGUACAGGAACCAGGAUCAACCGCAGUUCUUCCUAGUGGCGGAGAUUUGUUGGCACCUCACCCCGGACUCGGCGUUUCCCUCGGAGCAGCACGCGACCUUCCGUUCCUACUACAAGGGGAAGUACGGCGCCGAUUUGACCCAGACGGACCAGCCGCUGCUAGACGUGGACCACACCAGCGCCAGACUCAAUUUGCUUACUCCAAGAUACGUGAAUAGAAAGGGCGUAGCCCUGCCCGUCUCUUCGGAGCGCACGCGCCGCGCGAAACGCGACCGUCUCGACCAGAAGCAGAUUAUGGUCCCCGAACUGUGCAAAGUUCAUCCCUUCGCAGCGCCGCUCUGGUUUGCGACGGUGGCGCUACCUUGCGUAUUGUAUCGGAUAAAUGCUCUACUGAUAGCCGACGAAAUUAGACGCGCCGUAGCCAUCGACGUGGGUCUCGGCAUACCCAGGAUAGAUAACGAAACCUGCCCCGGAUUCACGUGGCCCGCCCUGGACUUUGGAUGGAGUUUGUCCGAGGUUCUCAGUGCUGACUCAGAAAAACUCGACAAGAAGAGGGAGUUAGAUGACUUAGUUAAGGGUGAAGAGUUGGAAAAGGAACAAAGGGAUAAAGAGGAACAAGAGAAUGAAGAUAAGGCAGAAGACGCUCAAGAGCCAAAAGAGAAGACGAUCAAUGAUAUAUUGCAAGAGAAGGAAGAAGCGGAAAGCGGCUUCGAGAUCGGCACUUGGAGUAACGAAAUGGCGUCCUCCAUACCACAGAGUAUAGACUACGACGAGUUUAUGGAACCCCUGCCUCCAAAUCUCACCUUUUGCACUUCGGCUACAGGUGGUGCAAACUGGUCCGAGCCGAUAAACAAGCCGAAGAGCUACACCCCGGGGCGCAAAUUCUCAAUGGCGGACAGUGAUUGUUCUUACCUGUCCAGUGAUUUCGACACUGACGACUCCGAUUUCAACUCGGAAGGCAGCGAUGAAGAUUCCGAAGGUUUCUGCAGCAGUAAGAACACCAAUGCUGCAAUGGGCGUUCGAAUCGAAUAUAAAACGGCGCACGAGGCGGAAGCGGUGGACGUCGAGAGGCGAAAGCCAGUUGCGCCUGCGCCGAUUCCCGACCGUAAUGACGAUUUGAAAGAUCUAGCAGCCUAUAAGUCGAUCAUGAGGGAUGGAACACCACCAGAAGAGCAUGUAAUAAAUUUCAGAAACUCUGUUAAACUACACGAGAAGGAAAUAAUGGAAGACGGUCAUUUGAUUAACAAAAAUGAACCUGUUAAAGACUUAUUACCUGAAGGUAAAGAAAUUGACGUUAUCUGUGGUAAUAGCAAAACUAGUGCUGAAGUAACUAUGAUUGAUAAUAUAAUUAAACAAGAAGGCGAAGAUUUGAACAAAGAUAAUGAAAAAACAUUACAUAAUACACAUAGCGUAGGUGAUUAUGCACAUGUGAAACAUAAAGAAAAAAUUGAUAACGUUAUAGCAAGAUACGAAGAAAAUAAUUUGGUACUUGAUGAACCAAUUGUUAAAGUUGAUAGGAUAGUUACAAACAAUGAAAUUAUAACUCGAGAUGUUAAACAAAUAAACGAGUUUGAUAGAGUACAUCAAACGUCAAAAACAGACACUUUGGAAGACGUGUCAAAUAGUAUUAAAAGCGAAGAAAAUAAUUUUAAUAAACUAGAGACUAUAACAGAUAAAGCGAUAGAUGAUAGAAUAUCAGAACUCUUUCCAUACCUCAACGGGGUAGAAGUAGUCAACGGGCAGGUAACGCUAGAAGCAAUAGAGAGAAACAAGCGGAAACUCCUUGCUGAGUUGCGAGUAUCUCUGACAGAAGAAGACAUUAAAAAGUUAAAUUGUUUCUCUAUGGUUGAUAUAGAUAUAGACUCUGCGGAUUAUGUAAACGAAAAAGUUGCCAAUGUGGGUUUCGACGCUAGAGAGAGAUAUGAAGAUCUGGUUAAAAAAUGGGGUGAUUCAAGCGAUUUGAGACCUUAUUACCUAGAUAGUAAGGGGCAGAGUGGGGGUGAUUUCGAUUUUGAUUACCAGCCCAGUUUGGAGGGACAUCCGGGACCGAGUCCUAGUGUUAUUUUGCAGGCCUUAACCAUGUCCAACGCGAACGACGGAAUAAACCUGGAACGCCUGGAGACGAUCGGAGACAGUUUCCUCAAGUUUGCGAUCACCGCGUAUCUGUACUGCGCACACCCCGCCGUGCACGAGGGGAAACUGUCGCACAUGCGCAGUAAGCAGGUAUCGAACCUUAACCUGUAUCGUCUCGGGCGAAACAAGCGGCUGGGCGCGCGGAUGAUCGCGUCGAAAUUCGAACCCCACGACAACUGGUUGCCUCCUUGCCAUAAGCCACCACCCACCUUACAACCGGGAAUCAGUAACGAUCAAGAAGACUCCGAGAAGAGAGUGCCGCAGGAUAAUACAGGAUGUUUCAUUCCGUACAACCUAAUAACUCAACAUAGCAUUCCAGACAAAUCGAUAGCAGAUUGCGUCGAAGCCCUCAUUGGGGCUUACCUUUUGGAGUGUGGUCCCCGCGGGGCCCUACUAUUCAUGUCCUGGCUCGGGAUACGCGUAUUGCCAUGUCAUCUUAUAGAAUUACCCGAGGACCAUCCCUAUGUUGCACGGCAGAGUAGAAAGGAGGCUAGCAACACCGAAGAGAAAACACCCCAAAAAACGUACGAGCCACUCUCGAGCGAUACGGAAAGCUGCUGUUCAUCCGACGAGGAAUCAACACCAGACGUGCAGCCUCCGCCCGAAGACUGGAGCUGGCCUGGUAGGGCCGUGGGGUCGCUCAGACCCUAUAGAGAUGGCGAUGCGAAGUGGGUUCAGCCCGUUUUCGGUGCCCUCAAAGCCCCACCAUCACCUUUAUUGAGAUACAUCGAAGACCCAGAAGGGGAAUUGGAAAUUAUGUUAUCGGGCUACGAAGAGCUGGAACGCACCCUCCAGUACAGGUUCCGCGACAGAUCGCUGCUGCUGCAGGCGCUCACUCACGCGUCGCACCAGAAAAAUCGACUGACCGACUGCUAUCAACGUCUCGAGUUUUUGGGAGACGCAAUAUUGGAUUAUCUAAUCACUCGUCACCUAUACGAAGACCCGCGGCGUCACUCACCCGGCGCGUUGACAGAUCUUCGUUCGGCGCUCGUCAACAACACGAUAUUCGCUACUCUGGCGGCUAGGCAUGGAUUCCAUAAAUACUUCCGUCACAUGUCGCCGGGUCUUAAUGAAGUUCUAACGAAAUAUGUGAAAAUUCAAGAGGAGAACGGCCAUUCAAUAAGCGAAGAGCAUUACCUGAUCCAAGAGGACGAGAUGGAGCAAGCGGAGGACGUGGAAGUGCCGAAAGCCCUCGGAGACCUCUUCGAGUCUGUUGCAGGCGCCAUAUUUCUCGACUCUGGUAUGUCUCUCGGCGCGGUGUGGCGUUCCUACGCGCGUCUCAUGAUGGCGGAACUGGAAGCCUUCAGUGCAGCAGCGCCCAAGUCUCCGGUCAGGGAACUGCUGGAAGCCGAGCCCGACACAGCCAAGUUUGGGAAGCCGGAACGGCUCGCGGACGGGCGGCGCGUGCGCGUAUGCGUAGAAGUGUUCGGGCGCGGCACCUUCAAAGGCAUCGGUAGGAACUACCGAAUCGCCAAGGGCACGGCAGCAAGAUGCGCCCUCAGGCAUCUGAAGAUACACCGCGCAAGGUAG